AUGAACAUUACUCAUACCCGCACAGAACAUAAUAAUAUAGUAGAUGACGUUGGUAAAGAUCUAGUUGGAGUGAUAAGGAAGCAAUUGAUGAAAGGCCAACCCCUUCAUAUUGUUUUUGACAACUUGGACUUUAUAAUUCUUGCCAAUAUCAUCUUAAAAAAUCACCGUAACAGUGAUAUGCAUUGGAUUGGACAUUAUGUUACGUUUGAUCGUGUGAAGAGUGACAAUCUUGAUGAUCAAAGUCCUUUAGUCCCCAACAAAUCAUCGUUUGAUAAUGCAGGGAAUUACUUGUUGAGUAAGGAAGAACUGAAAGAGAUUCCCGAUCAUUAUACCAUGUUAGCUGCAAGGGUUCUUGUUCAAUUUGUGCCGUGCCUGUAUCCAAUGGCCAAAGUUGUUCCCAGAAAUAUAAAACAUGAGUAAGUGUUGUACAUAAUUAAUUUGUUUUUAUUGUAUAUACGACAUAUUGUAUAGUUUGUACAUGGAAUAUUGUAUACAAUGUAUAAAUACAGGUAGAUACAUUGUUUUAUUCAAACUCGGCCAACAGUACAUGUGGAUACACUGUAAGUUACCUGUAUGGCCUGUUUUGCAGGAGUUUAUAGAGGGGGAAGAUUGGAACCGGAAUAAACGCUUACUUAUAUCAAGUGCAUGGCAAGCAAAUUUUCUCAUAUAAAUUCCCAAUGGUAAAUUUUAGUGUAUUGAUUUUAAAAGGUAUUCCGAGGAAAUGAAGGAAAAAUCAAUCAUAAUCAACUUGUCAAUAGUCCCAUAUAAUCAAAGCAAACAUUCAGACGUAUGCCAAUAUCUUGAGUAUGUACAGAAGUUAAUAAAAGAUAUACACAAUGAAUUGCCCGAAGCCGAAGCAGGGAAAGAUGUGUCUGUGCCACUAUGUGGAGAUCAACUUGGGCGAGAGAGAAUAACUGGUGCCAAAAAGACGAGGAUGGGAUGUGACUUGCCCAGUGAAAGGUAUGCAAUUGUGGUAAACAUCUUUAAAUUUUUUUAAUAUAAAUUUUAAUGUGCUAUACAGAAGUAGGAAUAGACUUUCUGUUUAUUCCACUUUUGCUCGGCUCCAAUGACAUCAUUGCCGUGCAUGUUUGCCUGUUUAGCAUGGCUGGUCACAUUAAUGUUAUAUUCCCAUGUCUUGUGCACGAAUAUGUUUCUCUUUGAUAUUGAGCUAAAUCAUAAGAGUAUUCUUUAAACUACCAACAAACCUAACCUAAAUUAUGCGCAAAAUACGCGGAAACAACCGCAUGGAAACGAGGCCAUUUAGACAAGAGCGCAUGCAAUAAACGGUACACUACUUGUUCGUUAUUUUAGCAAUUAGGAAUGAACUUUCAAACUUUAUGACGUGGUAGCCAAUCAAAUUGCAAGAAACAAGGUGCUUUUUUAUAACGUAAAUAAUUGUAAAUCAUUGGAUCUUGCAGGUUUGACAACAUUCUAGAAUGUCCGACAUUAUGGCAUCUGAAGCAGUCAUUUCUCAGGGUAAGUAUACAGAAGCACAUCAAUAGAAAAAGAUUUAUUUUGCUCAUCAAAAUAUACAAAUUUAACAAAUACAAGUUACAAAUUCAAAAUUCCAUGCUAUAAAUUUAUUAUUAUGGUACAUAUUAUCUGAACUAAUGUAUCAAUUGUUAAUAAAACGCCAACAUCUAAUUUAUCAGCGAUGUUUCGGGUCAUUCGUUGUACUAUCAUACAAACUUAUUGUUCAUUGAUUUACUGUGUCAUGCAUGUGAAAGCUGGGAAGCGAUGUCAAACAAUGGUGGAAAUUAAAUUUUUUCCUAUAUUAAAGCAAAGAUGAGGAAUUUCCUCCCCAACCUCACUGAAAUUAAGAAUUACGUCAAUAAUUUCAAAUCGAUAUAUCAAUGCAUGAUUAUUUGCUUGUAAAAACCGUUGCACAAUGUUGCGUUUUGUUUCCCUAUUUUGUUUCACUAAUUUAAGAUAUUUUACAUGUAUUUUAAGUAUAUAUGGGAGCAACUGUACAAAGGUAGGUACAUCUGCGUGUGGCAGAGAGGUUGGUAUGUUGUACUACAUGAGGCAACACUUUGGUAUGAACAACGUGAAAUCCGACGUUAAGAAGAAUUACAAGGCAGCAGAAUCUUUGAUGUUAUCUUUGACAAAAGCUAACCUGUGUGCCGCGUUCAUGGAAUGGUCUGGGAUGGAAACACUCAAUGCCAACCCGACGAAAGUGGACGUGCCAGCUAAAGAUGCAUCUGAAACAGAAUGGCAACAAUUUCUAGAUGAGAAAGUUAGAGCGUUUGUCGAAGAAUUUGUGAUGUUCGAAUUUGACAGAGAAAGGAUAUUGAGAGAAUCAGAGCAAACUAAGAAGAAAACAGAACGUCAAGAAGACCAAGGAGUACCAGACAAGAUAAUCACCAUUGAACCAGGUUAGCAAAACAUGUAAAGCUUAACGAGCGGUAAUGUUUGUUUUACUAAUGUAUGGAGAUCUAUUGUAAAAUAUGGAACCCAGAACGAUGCAACGAAAGAUAAUUACGCCCGUAUUAAAAAAGAUCACUCACACUCAAAAGGUGGAGGUUCAAUCUGAACAUCCCUUGAGUGUUAGUGCAGUUUUUGAAUAGCUGGAGAGUGAGUAGUCGUAUAGUAAGGUACGACACUAACCCUUCAGCUAUUCAAAAACUGCACUGGCACUCAAGGGAAGCUCAGAUUGAACCUCCACUCUUUGAGUGUGAGUGAGCUUUUAGAAUACAGGCGUUACACAUUUUAUGCAACAGAGGCAAUGUUUUCAAAGAAGGCUAAGGUAUCAGAGAUAUUAGACGAUGUGUUAUUUUCCGCUGGCUGAGGUACGAAAGAAGCAGAAAAUGCUUUCUUACACACUGCUGGGAGCUCGAUAGAGAUCGGGUUGUGCAUGUUACAUGCAGUAUAGAUGAAUUACAAUAUGUCCAAUAAUAUAUAAAAUUCACACUCUAAAAUCUAAAUUUCCAUCUACAAAACCCUUCUAUGAUUAAUUAUAUCGAGUGUAGAUGCCUAAAAUCCUGAUAUUGCGACUUUUUUAUUUAAUUAAACAUUAUUUAAAUACAUUUACCACAAGAGCUUAGAGCUCAUGACAUCCAGAGCUUAGACUUCCACAGGAGUGAGGAAUUGUGUCAAAACACAAUGGAUUCCCACCACCGACUGCUAUUUUUCUUUUAAAUAAAUAAUAAAACAAUUAUUGAAUUCGGUUUUGUAUGAUAUGAAGAAUUAUCAAGGCAUGAUACCUGUGCGUUUAUCAGGGAGAUAACAGGGUGAUAUAAAAACGAUACAGGUACAGACAGUUUUAGUAUAUAUGUCACUGAUAUCAUUUUUUUGUCACUGAUAUCGCUUUCUGUCCCGCUAUUUUAAUAAUUGUUACAUUGGGACAAUGAUUAAUAUUCUAAUAAAUUCUGACCCUGAUGAAGGCAUGAGUAUAUAAUAAACAGGUUAUCCUAAUUGGUGGGAUAUAAGUUUUAUGCUUUCAGGACGAUAUCAUGAAUGUCCCUCAUUCACUGCGCUUACUCGUGACAUUUAUCAAGCGAUAAAACUGAUAUUGCUUUGCCUCUCAUGUGCUAACCUAUUCAUAAACUAUGAUAACCUAUACUCAUAUGAUAACCUAUUCAUAAAAUAUAAGUAACCUAUACAUACCAACAGCAGUGGCGCCGUCAGCUCGAUAAUUGGGGGGGGGGCAAUAUUCAUAUCUUCGUGUUCUGCAUUAUUAACUUCUUUUGAAAUCGAUUGUUUUUGUGGUCUGCGAACACAAAUAUAUGAAUAUUCGCCCCCCCCCCCAAAUUAUCGAACUGGCGGCGCCACUAACCAACAUUAAAUUAGUAUACAAUAAAACUAUAUUGUAUAGGAACAGACGUGGUACUUGUACAAAACAAGGAUGGUACACACGCUGGUAUUGCACAGGGUAAAGUCAUCAAGUUGGUGUUACCUGACGGGAACGUUGUCGCAAUGCAAGAUAAAACAUCAGUAAAAAUAACGGCAGUGUUGAAUUCGAAUGAGAUAAAGGUAGAUCAGAUUGUAAUGUGGCCCAGCAGUAUGUUAGCUGUUCGCCAACCCAACAUUAUUCCAACCCCUCAAAGUGACAUUCCACCAAUAUCUAAACGCGAUGGUGUUAUGAAUUAUAGCUUACAAGUUUUGCAGUUAGGAUUUCUGUUAAUGAAUCUAAACGACAAAGAAAAGGAAGGAGAUGGCAACAGAAGUUUACUUAACUGGAAAUUACUUAUGUUGUAUUUUAGAUGUAGGUCGAGAGGAAUGAAAUAUGCGUUCGAAGCUAUGCGGUUCAUAACUAUGACAAAAGUGUUGUAUACCGCAAGAGUUGCCCAUCGAGUUAUUCAUGGACAGUUUGUCAACCACAAAGGCGGAGCAGGAAACAACUAUGCAAACGACCUGAAAAUGGAGCAGAUUGUGAGGAACAACAAGGACAUUUUGAAGGGAUUAUGUGCAAACAAAACAUUAAAAGCGGUACAAAGAAGUUCAUCAGCCGCUUACGGAUUACAUCAGAUUGUGAAUAACUUUGAUAGACAGUCUAAUAUACCAACAGAUUCCACAGCUCAUACGUAUGCAGACAAGCAGGCAGAUGAAAGAGAAAUGAUAGAAAUCAUUUGUAAAAUCAAACCAUUUACAUAUCAACCUGGAAGGGAAUACAUAUCAUUUAAUGGAAUAGCAAAGUCUCCAUUGGAAAAACUGAACAUUGUCAUGCUCAACAAAUGGUUGACUGAUCACAAAAAGAAACUAUUUCAAUCUCCGUACACUCAUGUUGAAUUAGAGGAUGAAGACGAUGAUGAAGAGGAUGAAGACAACAAUGACGACAAUUCCAGUGAUAGCAACGAAGAAAAUGUUAGUGACUUUGAAUUACAAAUAAAUAGUGAGGAUGGGUGUUAUUGA
This is a messenger RNA of Paramuricea clavata, 4851 nucleotides long. NCBI's taxonomy places the organism in Eukaryota, Metazoa, Cnidaria, Anthozoa, Malacalcyonacea, Plexauridae. The record is from the annotation of a GenBank genome assembly.